Molecule: messenger RNA, 1594 nt
Organism: Homarus americanus (American lobster)
Lineage: Eukaryota; Metazoa; Arthropoda; Malacostraca; Decapoda; Nephropidae
Gene: Sec13
Product: protein SEC13 homolog
Exons: 7
Coding region: 122-1060 (312 amino acids)
Biological process (GO): protein import into nucleus; COPII-coated vesicle budding; positive regulation of TOR signaling
Cellular component (GO): COPII vesicle coat; nuclear pore outer ring
Molecular function (GO): structural molecule activity; protein binding
Source: RefSeq, a predicted model, not a curated record
UUCAUUAAAGUGUCUGCCACGUCUAGCAGUUGUUGUCAUACAGGCAGCCAGUACGGGCGUGUGUGCCACCAUCCCUGCCACACCAGCUUAUUAUACCACACCAGCUGCAGCCUCUGUUAAAAUGGUGUCGGUGAUCAGUAACGUUGAGACUGGUCAUGAUGACAUGAUCCAUGAUGCACAGAUGGACUACUUUGGUACAAGACUGGCAACAUGUUCCUCAGAUCGCUCCAUCAAGAUCUUUGAGGUGAAGGGGUCCUCACAGACUCUAAUAGCUGACCUCAGGGAGCAUGAAGGACCAGUGUGGCAGGUGGCAUGGGCGCACCCUAUGUAUGGCAACAUUUUAGCGUCGUGCAGUUAUGACCGUAAAGUUAUAAUCUGGCAAGAAGAUGGUCACAAAUGGAAGAAAAUUCACGAAUAUGCCAACCACGACUCUUCCGUGAACAGUGUGUGCUGGGCCCCUCAUGAACAUGGGCUCAUUCUGGCCUGUGCUUCAGCGGAUGGCUCUGUGUCUAUCAUGACCUCCACAGCUCACACUUGGGAGUCUAAAAAAAUCACCAAUGCUCACUCUAUUGGCUGUAAUGCAGUGAGUUGGGCACCUGCUGUAGCAUCUGGGUCAGCUGAUGGCUCCAACAGAUCAGGAAGUGCUGUACAGCGCAUCGUCACCGGUGGAUGUGACACCUACGUUAAGAUAUGGAGGUUUGACAGUACCAACGGAGAAUGGACAGAGGAGAGCAAGCUAGAAGGACACUCAGACUGGGUGCGUGAUGUUGCCUGGGCCCCCUCCAUCGGUCUACCUCGCUCCAUCAUCGCCUCUUGCUCUCAGGAUCGCCGCGUUAUCAUCUGGAUGAAUGAUGGAGUGACGGGAGUUUGGCAGCCAAGAGAACUGAACACUUUUGAUGAUGUCAUCUGGCAUGUUAGCUGGUCUGUUACUGGCAAUAUAUUAGCUGUAUCUGGUGGAGACAAUAAGGUCAGCCUUUGGAAGGAGAGCUUGGAGGGCCAGUGGGUGUGUCUGAGUGACUCUGCCAAAGGACAACCAGCGUCUGAACAACGUACACUUUAGUGAUCACUAAUAAUGGUAGUCCCUUGAGUAUAGGUCUUGCAAACCCACAGAUGAGUGGUCCUUUAAUCUGUUUAGUAACACAUAGCUUUUAUUUGGAAAAAAAAAUUCAUAAGGUACAGUAAUGAUAGAUUGCUUACAUGUAGAUUUGUGAAUGGUAUUUACAGUAAAGGUGAGCAGUCUGCCAAAACAUUAUUUUCUUGGCACGUUGAACAGUGCUAUUGAUUUAUAAACAAGGUGCCAUUCAUAGUAGCAAUUGUCAGGUUCAGAGUUUAGGAAUUUGCUGUACAUGUAGGAAUAGUUCAGAAUUUGACUUAAGUACAACUUUAUACUGGAAUCUUAUUUGUAUUUUUGAGAAUUAUUGCAGAAUCAACAUUGAACAAGUUUGAAUAAUAAUAUAAACCGAAGGUCCUCAUUAUUUUAAACAUUUAAUGGUUACCGUUGUAUUUUCUGCUCUAUAUAGAUGUACUGUACCCUGUGUCUGUACUGAAGUGAUUAUUGUCUUUAUAUUCAAGAUAAGGAAUAAUUUUGGUAUAA